AUGAAAGUUCACUGGUCACGAGGAAAAAAUUUUAAAUACAUAUGGCAAGGAAAUAAACAGUUCGAUUUUAGUAUGCUACACAAUACUUCAAAACUUAUAACUUCCAAGAAAACAUGUCGCAAUUGCAAGCAAGUCUUAAAAGUCGUCUCAUUGACUCAUGGACUUGAAGCGGAACAAAAUUCUGCAAGGUUAAAUUUUAUGUUUUUUCCUUUGACUUUUUAUCAUGCUUCCAUUCAAGUUAUUUAUUGGCACAGCUGUUUUACUUUGCAACUUCUGACUCUUGUGUUAAGGCAGUGCGAAAAAAAACCUCAAAUAUGUCUCCAGUGA
Messenger RNA from Clunio marinus, 327 nucleotides. NCBI's taxonomy places the organism in Eukaryota, Metazoa, Arthropoda, Insecta, Diptera, Chironomidae. The record is from the annotation of a GenBank genome assembly.